Silurus meridionalis is the source of this 3983-nucleotide messenger RNA. It is a transcript of the gene vstm2lb, whose product is annotated as V-set and transmembrane domain containing 2 like. Lineage: Eukaryota; Metazoa; Chordata; Actinopteri; Siluriformes; Siluridae. The record is from RefSeq and is a predicted model, not a curated record. The transcript has 4 exons. The coding region runs from base 482 to 1378 and encodes 298 amino acids.
UUCAGUGAAAUGCCUGCUAUAAACACACUCCAGCAUGUCCAUGACGUUAAUGAAAUCCUGACAGUUCCGCAUAUGAAAUGUAAAUCUGUAUCUGAGUGCGUCAUCCACGUUUAAUGAAUUAAUUAGCACCUCGUAUCACUCCGCCUAGCUGAUUAUCCAGCCAAGGUCCUGCCCACACACACCUCCCUCCUCCUGUCCAUGAUGUUCCUACGCCACACACUCUUGCCGCGCUGUAGUUCGUAUGAGACCUAAGACGAGAAACUGAGUUUCUUUAGUGGACGAGGGGGAAAAAAAGCCAGCUUUUGACAUUUUUCAAAAAGGCAUCACUUGACAUUUCUUCUCUCGCAGGAACUUUGGUUUGUCAUUCUGCCUGAGGAGGAUAUAGUGCUUUUGGAAGGAGUGGAGUGUAAAUUCUGACACUUUUGUCGCCACAUGUGCGCUUGAACGAGCCCAACUCUGGACGAAAGCCGGCUGAAGAGAAAUGGGUCGGUUCGCGGUGCUGCUGUGGAUUUCACAUUACGCGGGACUUUUUCUGCAGCUGAACGCGAGUGGGGACGUGGAGAACCAUGUAUCGGGGAACGCCCUUUUCACUGAAGUUCCUCAUGACAUCAUUAGUCACACAGGUGAGGAUGUGGAGAUGGCAUGCUCUUUCAGGGGUGCAGGCUCUUCUUCAGUCUCAUUGGAGAUCCAGUGGUGGUAUCUGCGCUACCACAGGGAAUGGUCUAAGAAACCUGCCUGGACAACCAACCAGGUUGUUCCCAGUGAGGAAUUGACAAGCGAUGCUACUAAAAUAAGUGUGGUGAAAGUGGCUGGCAGCAACAUCUCUCACCGACUUCGCCUGUCAAAUGUUAAACCUUCAGACGAAGGUGUGUAUGAGUGUAGAGUGAUCGACUUCAGCAACAACCACAUUCAGCAGCACAGAGUGCGAGCUUACUUGCAAGUACAGACACCAGGUUUUGACUCACAGCUCCACCUAGAGGAAAACCUGCACAGUGAAGAGCAGAGCCUUCACCAUGGGAAACAUCAUUCGCACAAGGGAGACAGCCAGGUCAGAGUGAGAGAUAAGCACAAUAACAGAAACCAAGAGCUGCAUCACGAAGACUAUACAUUUCAGCAGAUAAAUCAUCACAAGGGUCAUCAUGGGCUUCAGGCAAAUGAAGAAGUGAAGAAGGACUCACCUUCUGCUCCACAUAACCAAGAACAUAACCAAAGGGAGCAUCACCAACUUCACGAAGGGAAAAACCAUCAAGUGAUCAAACACACUCAGGCAAGCAAGAAGAAGGAAAUAAAAGGUCACCAAUCAGAUGUGAAAGGGCAUAAAGAAUAUGCUACAGAUUUACAUUCCAAUGACUGUUCAACUAACGACUGUGUGAUGUAGAGCAAAGCAGAGAAGAACAAUCAUACAAAAAGAGAAAAUAGGAAAUAAAGACUUUUCUAAAUGGUGCAAAAAGACAGAGCAAAGUCAUAGAGGAUGAAGGGAAACUCAAUUAUAAGUGUGCAUGUAAAAUCAUCAUUAUACGAAUUUUCCUUAAUUUUACAGAAAUGUUGUAGUUUUUUUAUAGCAAAUGUGUAAAAAAGCAUUGAAAUGAUCUGCAAGAAAAACAUCUCAAAAUCUCAAAUUUGAGAGAUGCUGCAAAUACAAACAACAAAAAUCAAAGGCUAGGUUAAAAAUAAUAUAAAAUACAGUUAGUGUUUCAAAAGGAAAUUUUUUUUUUUUUUACAUUUUCUACAUGUGCAUCUGAUUGACAAACAAAAAAUUUGCCAUACUGAUCUGGUAAAAUAUCUAAGGAAAGGCAAUUAGUCAUUACCAAUUGAUACCAUUUAUAUAUGAAAUAGCCUGUAAGGAAAAUAACACAAAAAUCCAAAUGUGGUAUUAUCCAGCUGCUCAUUACCACAUGCUAAAGUUUUUAGUUAUCUUCUAUUAUACCAUAGCAGUUUUAAAUCCUUUAAUAUGAUUGGUCAGAAGGUGCUCAGAAAUAAUUUGUUGAAAAAUUUACAAUGUAAUAAUAAUACUUGCUGUGAUGGUGCAACCCAACCUGAUGCAAAAACCUUACAUCUUAAAUCCUGUGUGUGUGCGUGUGUGUGUGUGUGUGUGUGUGUGUGUGUGUGUGUGUGUGUGUGCGUGUGUGUGUGUGUGUGUUUUAUUCUGUUAUAUAUAGCAAUUAAUACAUUAUUUUAUUAAUGAAUGCUUUUUAUUAAUUAACAAAUCAUUGCAUGAUUUAAAGUUAGACUAAUGUUAAGAAAAAUUUAUGAAACAAAAUAAUUCCUAGCCCAUCAUUCAUGUUACAGCCUAAAUUAUUGGUUGGUGCAAUUAAACAUAAAUUAUGCACGCGUGCCUUCUGACCAGUCAGGUUUUUUUUCUAUUUGUCCAUUGUUCCACAUUAGUAAAUUUAACUAUGAACCAGUAAGAGCAUGACGUCAUUCAUUAAUUUAUCGAACAAUAAUAAAAUUUUACUAAAUUGUAGAGGUAUAAAGUGCCUUCUUAUGGCAUUUUUAGCAUGAAACCCCUAAAUUUCAUAUUUCAUACAAACUAUCCUCAAAGAUGUGAAUUUUGCAUCAGAGCGAGAGUAAACAUUCAUGCAAUUGUUGAAACAAUCAAUUAUGUGGCAGCAGUACAGUGCAUGAAAUCACAGAUACAAGCCAGCAUGUUGGGUCAUGUUCACAGGACCAUUAGAAUGGAGGAGAAUGUGAGCUUAGUGACUUAAAAAGUGAAAUGGUGACACUGUUGAUCUCAACAGGACAGAGAGAAAAGGAUUGAUGAGUGCUGAUCUCCUCUUAAAUUCACAUACAGCAGUCUCUAGAACUAGAGUUUGCUUGGUGCAAUGGUGUGAAAAACAAAAAACAUUAAUUAAAUUACAGCUGUGCAGGUGGAAACACGUUAUUGAUGAGAGAGAUCAUAAAAAAUUGACACAUUUGUCCAGGAAAAAGUAACUCAAAUAAUCAAAUCAGUGGUGAGCAAAAAGAUAACAAAACAACAAUCCUUGAUGUGGAUGAGCUACAGCAGAAGAACACAUCGGGUUUCAAUACUGCCAGCCAAAACAAUAAUCCACCACUACAGUGAGCACAGAUUUACCAAAAUGAGACGGAUUGGGGAAAAGAAUGCCUUUUCAUCUUCUUUUCAUUAUAUUUCAUCUGACCAAUACAAGUGUUCCUGUGUUCUUGGCUGGCAGGAGCUCUUAAUCUAGAUAGGCUUGAUUGUAUACAUUGUACUGCUGCCAUAUGAUUGAUUAGCUAAUUGCAUGAAUAAACAUGUGUACAUGUAUUUCUAAUAAAGUGAGUAUAUAUAACUAUAUUACACUAACUGUCUGCCAAACAUUGGUGCUUUGGUUUACAGUGUCCAGUUAAAUAUUGGUAAAGUAUUUAUUGCUGUAAAACUAUUAGAAAACAAGUUGAUUCACAGGAUUUAAAUUACUAAAUGGUGCAAACAAGUCCAGCUACGAACUUAUUAUUUGUAUUUGCUACAUCUAAAGAUGAAUGAAUGAAUAAAUCUUGUGGCACAUAAUCAAACAGAACUAGAAAUGCUUUAUUGGUGUUUUUUUUUUUAAUGAUGUCCUAGCUGAUUUUAUCUUUCUCCUGCACAUGCUCUGCUUCCUGUUUAGAAUUAUUUUUGUCAGGUGAUUGUGUGUGUGUGUGUGCGUGCGUGCGUGUGUGUGUGUGCCUGUGUGUGCAUGCAUGCGUGUACUGUAUGUUUACACUACAUACAGUCCAGUUUUGGAUACAGACUGUUUAUCCCUUGAAAUCAACCAAAUUUUCAAGCUUUUGUGUAAAGGUUGACGGUUCACCUAAAGUAGCUACAGCAGUGUGUCAGUGUUUUCUGCUUUCAUGUUGGAGGAAAGAAAAAAAAGAAUUUUUUGCUGUGUCUUAAGUUGAAUUUGUUCUGCCUUGAUGUUUUGUAUUAUAUGAACAUACAUAAAUAAUACAUUUCAAAAUUUGUGUGUUGAUGUAGAAGGAUAAGAAACUGUAUAAUAUUAAAGUCAACUUAC